CUUGUAUUGGCUGCUCUUCUCUCGCGGGGGUCCACGUGCGCGCGUCUGUGGAGGGCUCUGGCAGGCUCCAGAUUUUUGCUCCUUAAUCCAAAGUGAGCUGUGAAGGAACGGACCUCUCGGGAAGAAGGCACUCCUCACCUGCAGCGACGAUGAGCGAACGACUGGAGCAACGCACAGCAGGCCAGCCUGAAGGUAAGGUGUCCUCCAAACAAAAGGUCAUCACUGUGGACGGCUUGACCCUGAAUGGCCCUCUACAUGACAAUAAGGCUGGCGAGCUCUUCGUGGAGGAGGCCUUCCAGAUCAUUAUGGACGAGGUCGUCAAGAAAGGAUGCAACGUAAAGGAGAAGGUCUGUGAAUGGAAGGAUCCAGAGAUGCUAAGGGAUCUGUUGGACUUGGAGCUCGGAGACAGCAAUGAGCCCCAUGAGAAGCUACUGCAGCUGUGCCGCGACGUGGCCAGGUUCAGCGUGAAAACCAAUCACCCCAGGUUUUUCAAUCAGCUCUUUGCAGGACUGGACCACCAUGCACUUGUUGGACGGUUCUUGUCGGACUCUCUGAACACGAGUCAGUACACGUAUGAGGUUGGCCCGGUGUUUGUCCUCAUGGAGGAGGUGGUGCUCACCAAACUGAGGGCUAUCAUUGGCUGGAACUCAGGGGAUGGUAUUUUCUGCCCGGGGGGCUCCAUUUCCACCAUGUAUGCAAUGAACCUAGCCAGGUAUCGGGCCUUCCCGGAGGUAAAGGUGCGAGGCCUCUGGUCGCUGCCAAGGCUGGCGUUAUUCACCUCUCAGGAGUGCCACUAUUCUGUGAAGAAGUCUGCAUGUUUUCUUGGAAUUGGGUUGGAGAAUGUGCUGUUGGUCGAUGUCGAUGACAGGGGCAUAAUGAUUGUAGAAGACCUAGUGAAGAAGAUAGAAAAAGCAAAGUCGGAGGGCAUCUUCCCAUUCAUGGUGAGCGCUACAUCUGGCUCCACAGUCUUUGGAGCUUUUGACCCCUUGGAUGAGAUUGCUGAUGUCUGCCAAAAGUACCAGCUUUGGUUUCAUGUGGAUGCUGCCUGGGGUGGAAGUGUGCUGCUUUCAAAGAAACACAGGCACCUGAUGAGAGGUAUUGACAGAGCUGACUCAGUGGCCUGGAACCCCCAUAAAAUGAUGAUGGCUGGCUUGCAGUGCUCUGCUUUUCUGCUAAAGGACACAAGUAACCUGUUGAAGCAGUGCCACUCAGCCAAUGCCACCUACUUGUUCCAGCAAGACAAGUUCUAUGAUAUUAGUUAUGACACAGGAGAUAAGUCCAUCCAAUGUGGACGCAAGGUGGACUGUCUGAAGCUCUGGCUUAUGUGGAAAGCCAGAGGCACUCGUGGACUGGAAGAGCGAGUGGACCGAGCCUUUACCUAUACGAGAUAUCUCGUGGAUGAAAUGAAGAAGAGGGAAGGGUUCCAAUUGCUACUGGAGCCCCAGUUUGUUAACAUAUGCUUCUGGUACAUUCCACCAAGUUUGCGGGGGCAACAAGGCCAGGAAGGCUAUGAGGAGAAACUGUCCAAGGUGGCCCCAAUUGUAAAAGAACGCAUGAUAAAAAAGGGCAGCAUGAUGGUGGGCUACCAGCCACGUGGCAGCCAAGUGAAUUUCUUCCGUAUGGUGGUGAUCAGCCCACAGAUUACCCGUGAAGACCUGGACUUCUUCCUGGAUGAGAUUGAGAGCCUGGCCAGUGAUCUGUGAUGUAAACCAACCAGCAAGAAAGAGAAGGACCAGAAGGACAAAGCUGCGCAAAUGAAGGCUACAAUCUCCUGAUGAAUAGAGUUCAUAAAUGCAGAUAAGAACGUUUUGACCGUGAGAACAUGGACUUGGGCACCACAAGGGAAUGCCACCUCUUAUUACUGAGCACACAUAGGUAUUAGUAGGCAUGACACCUGUUUAAAUAGGUCCAGUGCAGAGUUUCAUAACGUGCUUAAGGUGAACAUUUGAAAAACUGUCACUCUGGCUUUGAGAUGCUCACAGCAUUUCAUUUUUGAUGUGUAUAGUGCCUUGACUUUUUUUUUUUUUUUGCAGCUUAAUUAUUAGUUUCAAUUUGUUAUUUAAAUGUUCAUGCUAUUCUAUAGCAUUUUCUUUGGAGAGCACUAGAAAAUGUCACAUAAAAGCAAUCAAAGACACUAUUAAAAAUAUGCCAAAAAGUCUGUCAAUCAUUAGAGGGGGUGCUGGGUUUGCCCCAUCAGUAGAAGACUUCUGCCCUCUGUGUUCUGCAUGCAGCAAGCAGCAGGACCAGGAGGAGGCGCCCCACAUGUUCACCCUAAAAUAAAGUUUCUGUUCCACUCACUACAGGCAAGUAACUGGGAGGAGCUGCAUAUACGGAGGGACUUCUCCCCUGGUCAGCUGGGGACCCUUGUUUAGGAGUUUAAAAGUAACAGAGCUCAUUUUAUAUGCUAAAUGGAGAUAAGAAGAGUUUGGCAGUGAAAAUGUGGACUUUUGCCUUCAUCUAGCGAUUUCUUUGGCUCAAAAUGGGAUUUUUUUUAAUGUUACUUACCCCAUGUACUUUGUACUGGUGGCAAAGAAAAAAAAAUUAUCUCAUGUUGUCAUGCAGAAGGGACAGAAAGAAGUUUAUGACAUAACAGAACUCAGUGGUGGUCAGUGUUGUACAAUGGCUAACACAGUGAGAAAUGUAUAUGGAAAAAAGAAAAGAAAAUUUCAUGUGACACAUAUCUGUUACCCAGUCAUUUGCUUAAAACAUGGAAAACAAAUUCUUUUUUUUUUUUGCUGAAAUAUUGUUAUGUCUGGAAUUAUCAUUACAGCGAGAAGGUUUUAAACGUUUUAUCCCAUUAAAUACAUUUGCAAAUACA
Polypterus senegalus (gray bichir) is the source of this 2818-nucleotide messenger RNA. It is a transcript of the gene csad, whose product is annotated as cysteine sulfinic acid decarboxylase. The transcript has 14 exons. NCBI's taxonomy places the organism in Eukaryota, Metazoa, Chordata, Cladistia, Polypteriformes, Polypteridae. Gene Ontology annotation, cellular component: cytoplasm. The coding region runs from base 150 to 1703 and encodes 517 amino acids. Gene Ontology annotation, molecular function: pyridoxal phosphate binding; sulfinoalanine decarboxylase activity. The record is from RefSeq and is a predicted model, not a curated record. Gene Ontology annotation, biological process: carboxylic acid metabolic process.